Tachysurus vachellii is the source of this 3944-nucleotide messenger RNA. RefSeq names its product kelch-like family member 22 (gene klhl22). Gene Ontology annotation, biological process: proteasome-mediated ubiquitin-dependent protein catabolic process; protein monoubiquitination; positive regulation of TORC1 signaling. The transcript is spliced from 8 exons. The coding region runs from base 283 to 2157 and encodes 624 amino acids. The record is from RefSeq and is a predicted model, not a curated record. Gene Ontology annotation, molecular function: protein binding. NCBI's taxonomy places the organism in Eukaryota, Metazoa, Chordata, Actinopteri, Siluriformes, Bagridae. Gene Ontology annotation, cellular component: Cul3-RING ubiquitin ligase complex; nucleus; mitotic spindle.
UUGUUUAUUACUGCAUACAACUAGAUGUGCUGUGAUUAUUUUCCUUUUUUUAUGUGUACUCUAUUUUAAACUUCCCAAAUACACUAUUUAGGGUCCCUAAGUAGUGCACACUAAGUGUAAAAUUAUGCAUUUGGGAUUCAGCCGAAUAUUUUCCUCAAAGGCGAUAAACAGGAAGUUAUUUCAGUAACCAAGCAGCUUUGUUUUGAAGUGAUGCGUUUCCUUUACAGGAAGACCUCGGCAAUGUGAUCAGCAGCAGGAGAUCUUGAGUCUGGUCGUGCAGAGAUGACUGAUGAGAUGGACUCAGCCCUGGCUGGAGCAGGAACGGUUGGGAGGUGUGUCAAGCAUAGGUACCGCAGCAACAAACACUCACAAGGGCUGAUGGAUGGGCUCCUGGCUCUGCGUGAAGGAGGAAUACUGUUUGAUGUGGUGCUGAUUGUGGAAGGGAAACCUGUUAACGCUCACCGCAUCCUCCUGGCUGCUUCCUGUGACUACUUCAGAAGCAUGUUUGCGGGAGGUUUGCGGGAGAUGCAGCAGACUGAGAUCCCCAUUCUUGGAGUCACACACACUGCCAUGAACAAACUGCUAGACUUCAUCUACACAUCUGAGCUGGAGCUGGAUCUGGACACGGUGCAGGAGGUGCUGUGUGCUGCCACACUCCUGCAGGUUCAGGAUGUGAUUGGCUUCUGCUGUGAGUUUCUCUUCUCCUGGAUGGACAACGAUAACAUCCUGGAGGUGGAGAAGCUGGCUGAUGCCUACGGGCUGGAGCAGCUCGGCGAAAAGGUGCGUUCGUACCUCCUGAAGAACAUCCAGACCUUCUCACGCACGCCUGUAUACCGCCAACUGCCACCUGAGAAGGUGCUGCAGGUGCUGUCAAGUGAUGAGCUGGAGGUGAGCUCGGAGAGCGAGGUAUUCGAGGCAGCGCUGCACUAUUACUACAGUCCUGAGCAGGUGGAGAAAGACCAAGCACCACUGCAGGAGACUCUGCACAUGAUGGAAGCUGUGCGUUUCUGUCUCAUGGAGCAGGCCACCCUAGAGCACCUUUACGGCCGUCUGGAGUCAAGCUACUUGCGAAACAUUAUCUCCUUUGCCCUGCGCUACCACAAUAACAAACUUUGGCAGCCAGUCAUGCAGAGCCCACUGAGCCAGCCACGCUCCAACUGCCACUGCAUUCUGGGGUUUGGAGGUAUGUUCUCGUCUGGGCCGCUAGCCGACAUUGACGAACGCUUCCAGGUUUUUCGCCCAUCCUGGGACGAGUGGUGCAACCUUGGGGCAGACGGUGCACCUCGAAUGUCCAACAUGGGCAUCGCACUGCUGAAUAACUUUGUUUACCUGGUGGGCGGAGACAAUAACACGAGCGGGUUCAGAGCUGAGUCACGGUGCUGGAGAUACGAUCCUCGACACAACACCUGGUGUGAUAUUGAGCCUCUUCAGCAGCAGCACGCUGACCAUUGUGUGUGUGUGGUGGAUGACUGCAUCUAUGCCAUUGGAGGUCGUGACUACAGCAGUGAAUUGGACUGCGUGGAGCGCUAUAAUCCCCAAACAAACAUCUGGGAAUAUGUGGCUCCACUCAAACGCGAGGUGUACGCCCAUGCUGGCGCAGUGGUUGAUGGGAAGAUCUACAUCGCAUGUGGCCGGCGAGGGAUGGCCUACCUGAAGGAGACCUACUGUUACGACCCUCGUGCCAACCAGUGGAGCGCAUGUGCUGAGGGCCCUGUGGAGCGAGCGUGGCACGGGAUGGCGGUGUUCGGAGGCCGUGCUUACGUCAUCGGUGGAAGCAAUGACGGCUGCGGCUACAGACGAGACGUGCUGAAGGUGGCGUGCUAUAACCCAGCUGAAGAUUCCUGGUCUGUGGUGUCUCCUCUGCCGGCGGGUCACGGCGAGCCUGGCAUGGCCGUGUUAGACGGGCGGAUCUACGUUCUGGGCGGGAGGUCACAUGACAAAGGAAGCCGCAUGAAGUAUGUGCAUAUCUACGAUCCUGAGAAUGAUUGCUGGGAGAGCGGCGUCUCUCUGGACACCCGAGUGUCGGGCCUGUCUGCCUGCGUGGCUCUGAUGCCUAGAAACACACUUGCGCAGGCUCGCGGCAGCACACGCCGAGCCAAAGCAUCAUGGGAGGAAGUGGACUGGGGCGAUCCGGACCACUCGAGCGAGGACGGCUGAGGCAGGUUUUCGAGUCAGUAAUCACACGGCGUCAGUAACUGAAUGUGUCUCGGUGGGAUGUAGCCUCCUUUAACAAAGCCGUGCUCUGAGUACACAGCGGUGUGUACUUUAAGUGCGCCUAAUGCGGCAAAUGUAAUACAUCAUAUCACAAUACUUACAGACAACAGUACACCAUAUUUAGGUUUGCUAACCACAUUUCAGUGGAUACGAUUUCAUGUAAAAUGAUUUUUUACACAAACAAUAAUGUCACAAACGUCCGAUUUUAACUAGCAACGAAUAAAGAAGGUGAAGUGCGUGACGAUGUCUUAUGCUACCGAUAUUAAGUCAUCCUGUACCUCAGUGCUGGGAAUUUUUUAUUCUUAUUAUUCAGAAGGUGUUUUGAGCGUAACUCUGAGCGGGUUUAUAUUCAUGCGCUUGUUACAUUAAGGACGUUAUCUGUUGUAACAGCUGACACAACACGGACACUUCCUCUUUAGCAUGACAUGAUGAACUUUUCUGUUUAAUUGUUUAUUGUUAUUUACUUUUUUGGGGUUGUUUUUUUUUGGGAGGCGUCUCACUGACCGUGAACAGUCUUCCGUUAAGAAAAGGACUUUUUCAGAUUCUCUGUAACACGACAAGCUCUGUUUUUCUUCCAGUUAACUUCAGAAGAUAAAAAUGGAGGCUCUUUAUUUAAGCCCCGGCAAAACCAUCACAGUUUGGCGUUAUUCGUUCGUUCUAGAGCAAUGAGCGGAUAAUAAGGACUGCUUAUUAAUAUCUGUGUAUUAUCUUAAUUUUUGUUUUGUUUUUUGAACUGCAUGCUGCUUUUGAUAUGAUUCUGUACUAUUUUAUUUCCCGAUUCUCUUCUAUUAAAGGUGGGUUGCAAGAUGUUUGAAAGCCAAUGUUGACAUAUAAAAUCACCAAAACAAACACCCCCCUACCCCAAAUGGGUGUCACCCCUGUUUUGAUAGCUCCGCCCCACACAUACAUACGUAACCCAGGAAACUACUAUGGCGGAACCUGCUGGGGCAGCUGGCCGAGGGGAUAUUUUUAUCAAUAAAUGAACUCAACGAGUAAUAUUAUGGUAAUACAAAUGUGUUUUUGUAGCACUGUGCGUUGUAUAGCUCCGUUUCACGUGGAAGACGUUCAGUUCUCUCCAGCGCUUUUUAUCCGCCAUGUCAAUGUUUCAAUCGCUUUUUAAUGUCAGACAUGCGCACUGAACACUCACUCCCCCGCAUAUUGACAAGACACGCCCCUUUCUGCUCAUUGGCUACACGUUUGUUUUGUUAGUCGGCCCGACUCAGUUUUCUGCAGCAUUUUUCAAACAUCGUGCACCGCACCUUUAAUGAUGUUUAAUGAUGUGACAAUUUUUUUUUUCUGUUCUGUGUCCAAAACUUCAUCGGCACUGAGUUUGUCCGAAUGUUUUAACGCUGUUACGAUGAAGCUGCUGUCUAUGCGGUUUGUUUUUUUGCACUGACUGUGCCUUUCGCUUCUUCACUGAAAUCUUCACUUCUAGUUUUUAGUCUGAGGGUUGCACAGAGAAAUUAUCUACAAAAAAAACUAAAAUACUACGUACAGACGAGGGUUUUAACUGAUCUCUUAAAAUUUCUGCCUCUCUUUAAGGAAUUGCAGCGAGUCACUGAUCUUAGAGACAGAGUUCAUCUGGGUAAUGAGUUAAAAGAAUGAAAAAGGAACUAACUAUGCAUGUACAAUAAGGUUAUAAACUAUGGGUUUAAACAGAGAGACUGUAGAAGGUGGAGCUUUUCUGGUUGUAAAUAAAAUAAACCGACUCUUCAGUUCCAUAGAAAACA